GUAUGUAUACAAUUCACUGGUGCUAAUAGUCUGUCUCUAGAUAAAUUGAUUAUGCUAAAAAUCCUCGCCACUUGCUCGCGCUUAAGCUCGCUGGCUUUACCGGUUCGACAUUUCGAGCUCGCGAGCAUGGCUCAUAGUCGAUUUGUUGUCGUUUUUAAUUGGAUACAUGCAACCAACAGCAACUUGUCCGACAAGGAAAAGAAUCAGGAUGCAUCAGGAAGCGGCAAACGGAAGAGAGAUGACAGCAAUAGAUUUGCUAGUUCUCCCUCUUCCAAGAAGACAGACAACAAACUUACAAAGCCAAAGGCAAUUUCAAAGACUCCUUCUCCAGGUGCAAAGCCUCGUGCAAAGCUAGGAACUACUCCAAAAAGUAAGUCGAAUAAACUUUCACCUGGAGCACCAAAUAAAAAGAGGAAACUGACAAACACUCCAAAAAAGGAGGAGAAAGAUGAACCUAAAAAUGUUAAUGGAGCUGAGAUAGUGAAAAAUGCUCAAGUAGAAAAUGAUACAGUUGAAAGUGAAGAGGAAAAAGAAGAAUCCAUCCCUCCAGAAAAAAAAUUUGGCUCUGAUGAGGCAAAAAAAACAAAGAAUAUUGUGAAAAAGAAACGAGCCAGAAUAAUCGAACUAGUAGAUUCCAGUGACGAUGAGGAUCAUCUACCGUUACCUGAAAGUCCAAAAAAAUUAGAGACUAAUGGCGAAGAAAAGAAGAUUGAAAGCACAGACGAAUGUAGUGAAAUGAAAAAGAAUGCAUCAGAUGACGAAACAAAUCAAAAUAUUUUGGAUAUCAAGGAGAAGACCGAAAUCCUGAAGAAGGAGCCUACACCAGAAAAGAAGUCAAAGACUACUUCUAAGAAAACGCAUAAUUUUUUCACAUCUAAGCAAAAGAAUGAUGCAAAGGAUAACAAAGCAAGUAACGCAAAAAGCAGUAACCAGUCUUACAAUCCUAACAUAUCUGAUUAUCAUCCAAUAAACAAUGCAUGCUGGAAACGAGAAGACAAAACUCCAUAUAGCGCCUUUACGCGCACUUUGGAGCUUAUCGAAGAAACGAGCGCGAGGUUGAAGAUAAUAGAAAUACUGUCAAAUUACUUUCGAUCUGUCAUAGUCCUGAGCCCCAUGGAUCUUUUGCCAAGCGUAUAUCUGUGCCUUAAUCAAUUAGCACCAGCAUACGAAGGAAUUGAGCUUGGCGUUGCUGAUACGAACCUGAUGAAAGCGAUAGCACAAUGCACUGGUAGGACGUUGGCGCAAAUUAAAGCCGAUGUCCAGGAGGUUGGCGAUUUGGGAAUUGUAGCAGAAGGUAGCAGAUCCAACCAGAGAACUAUGUUUCAACCGGCACCGUUGACAGUUCCUAUUGUAUACUCCAAAUUAAAGGAGAUUGCCCAGAUGACGGGCCACGCGUCCCUGACGAAAAAAUUAGACAAGAUUCAAACGCUGUUUGUGGCAUGUCGUAAUACGGAAGCAAGGUACCUUAUUAGAUCGUUGGCCGGAAAGCUUCGCAUCGGUUUGGCCGAACAAUCUGUUUUGCAAGCAUUGGCUUUAGCUUGUGCUAUGACACCGCCAGAACAGGACUAUCCACCAGAAAUCUUAAACGCGAACAAGAAAAUGUCGAGCGAUCGUUUUAAAGAGAAAUACGACGAAAUAGCACUUAUACUAAAGACAACGUAUUGUGAGUGUCCGAACUAUAAUCUUAUAAUUCCCGUUUUACUGGAAGAUGGAAUCAAUACUUUGCCAAAUAAGUGCAAGCUCACUCCUGGAAUACCUUUGAAACCUAUGUUGGCGCACCCUACCAAGGGUGUUCAAGAAGUCCUGACACGAUUUGAGGGUUUAAAAUUCACAUGCGAGUGGAAAUAUGAUGGAGAGAGAGCACAGAUACACGUUGCGGAUAACGGCCAAGUCAAUAUCUACAGUAGAAAUCAGGAAAACAAUACUAGUAAGUACCCGGAUAUUAUUAAACGAUUGAAGAAUACUCGAGGUGACUUGGUGAAGAAUUGCAUACUUGAUUGCGAGGCGGUCGCCUGGGACAAUGAGCAAAAACAGAUUCUUCCGUUUCAAAUACUCAGUACGAGAAAGCGAAAGGAUGCCAACGAGGAAGACAUCAAAGUACAGGUAUGCGUAUUUAUGUUUGAUCUGUUGUACCUAAACGACGAGCCGUUGGUAAAGAAACCCUUUGCAACGCGUCGCGAGUUGCUGAAGCAGCAUUUUAAGGAGGUAGAAGGCGAAUGGAAAUUUGCCAAUAGUAUGGACACUACAACAAUGGAGGAGGUACAAGUCUUCUUGGACGAAUCUGUGAAGGGUAACUGUGAGGGUUUAAUGGUGAAGACGCUGGAGGAGGAUGCAACUUAUGAGAUCGCGAAGCGAUCGAGAAACUGGUUGAAGCUGAAAAAAGAUUACUUGGACGGCGUGGGUGAUACACUAGAUGUGGUUGUAAUCGGUGGUUACAUCGGCAAAGGAAAGAGAACAGGCACUUAUGGUGGCUUCCUCUUGGCUUGUUACGAUCAAGAAAACGAGGAGUACCAGAGCAUUUGUAAAAUCGGCACAGGCUUCAAAGAGGAAGAUCUUGAGAAUCAUACAAAGUUCUUGAAGGAUCAUGUGAUACCCCAGACGAAAUCGUACUAUCGUUUCGACAGCAGCCAUGAGCCCGAUCAUUGGUUUGAACCAGUACAAGUGUGGGAGAUUAAAUGCGCCGAUCUCUCCCUAUCGCCAGUUCAUAGGGCAGCUAUCGGAAUAGUUGAUCCGGAAAAGGGUAUAUCCUUAAGGUUUCCGCGAUUUAUCAGGAUACGCGAGGAUAAAAAUUGUGAAGAGGCCACUUCUGCUCAACAAGUGGCAGAUAUGUACAAUAAUCAAGAACAGAUCAAAAAUAAAACGUCGGCAUCGAAAGCUACGGAGGAAGAUUUCUACUAAUUUU
Molecule: messenger RNA, 2902 nt
Organism: Formica exsecta
Lineage: Eukaryota; Metazoa; Arthropoda; Insecta; Hymenoptera; Formicidae
Gene: DNAlig1
Product: DNA ligase 1
Exons: 14
Coding region: 52-2898 (948 amino acids)
Biological process (GO): lagging strand elongation; DNA biosynthetic process; DNA recombination
Cellular component (GO): nucleus; mitochondrion
Molecular function (GO): DNA ligase (ATP) activity; ATP binding; DNA binding
Source: RefSeq, a predicted model, not a curated record